AUGCCCGUGCCAGAAUCCCACCAGGCACCCCAUCCUCCGCCCUCGACAUACACACAAAACCACAACCCGUCCUACUCCAAUGGGCAGCGCGGGCCCUCGCCCAACAGCGCACGCUCAGGCCAGCCCCCAUCUGCAUACCACCGCCCCUCACAGUCGACGUCGAGCACCGUGAGCGCCCCAGCCCCGGCGCGUAUCGUCCCGGGCACGUCCCGGGACGCGAGCCUGCGCGAGCUGCGGACCAUCAAGCUGCCGCGCGAGUGCCUGCCCAAGUUCCUCUCGAUCGCGCGCGUGAACACGCUCCAGAACCGGGAGACGUGCGGGCUGCUGCUAGGCAAGGACAAGGGAACCAAGUACGUCGUCACGACGCUGCUGAUCCCGAAGCAGCACUCGACGAGCGACACGUGCAUGAUGGACGAGGAGGAGCUCGUGCUCCAGUUCACAGAGGAGAGGCACCUGAUCACGCUCGGUUGGAUACAUACGCAUCCCACGCAGUCAUGCUUCAUGUCGUCUGUGGAUCUGCAUACUCAUUCUGGUUUCCAACGCAUGUUGCCAGAGUCCUUCGCCGUCGUGUGCGCGCCCUCCUCAACGCCGCAAUUUGGUAUCUUCCGAUUGACCGAUCCUGGAGGAUUGCAGACCAUCUUGGAUUGCAGUGCGAAGGAAGCUUUCCACCCUCACCCAGACGUCCCGAUCUACACUGAUUGCGACAAUAGCCACGUCCAAAUGAGGGAUCUCUCCCUCGAGAUCGUCGACCUCCGGUAG
Dichomitus squalens LYAD-421 SS1 is the source of this 759-nucleotide messenger RNA. RefSeq names its product Mov34-domain-containing protein. Gene Ontology annotation, biological process: protein K63-linked deubiquitination. Gene Ontology annotation, molecular function: K63-linked deubiquitinase activity; metal-dependent deubiquitinase activity; protein binding. The transcript has 5 exons. Gene Ontology annotation, cellular component: membrane; endosome. Bases 1 to 759 code for a protein of 252 amino acids. NCBI's taxonomy places the organism in Eukaryota, Fungi, Basidiomycota, Agaricomycetes, Polyporales, Polyporaceae. The record is from RefSeq and is a predicted model, not a curated record.